Messenger RNA from Homo sapiens (human), 2111 nucleotides. RefSeq names its product caspase recruitment domain family member 9 (gene CARD9). The record is from RefSeq and is marked reviewed. Gene Ontology annotation, biological process: positive regulation of ERK1 and ERK2 cascade; neutrophil mediated immunity; positive regulation of cytokine production involved in inflammatory response. Lineage: Eukaryota; Metazoa; Chordata; Mammalia; Primates; Hominidae. Gene Ontology annotation, cellular component: CBM complex; cytoplasm. The transcript is spliced from 13 exons. The coding region runs from base 155 to 1765 and encodes 536 amino acids. Gene Ontology annotation, molecular function: CARD domain binding.
AAGCAGAACCCAUCAGGAAGUGCACAGGCGUCCGGCGUGCUCCUCCCUCCCUGCAGCCCCGGGCAGCAUCUCCCAGAGGCUCCGCGGCCCAGGCUCCUGGUGUGUCUGCAGUGCAGGUGGCUCCUGGAAGACCCUCAGCCUGCCUGCUGAGGCCAUGUCGGACUACGAGAACGAUGACGAGUGCUGGAGCGUCCUGGAGGGCUUCCGGGUGACGCUCACCUCGGUCAUCGACCCCUCACGCAUCACACCUUACCUGCGGCAGUGCAAGGUCCUGAACCCCGAUGAUGAGGAGCAGGUGCUCAGCGACCCCAACCUGGUCAUCCGCAAACGGAAAGUGGGUGUGCUCCUGGACAUCCUGCAGCGGACCGGCCACAAGGGCUACGUGGCCUUCCUCGAGAGCCUGGAGCUCUACUACCCGCAGCUGUACAAGAAGGUCACAGGCAAGGAGCCGGCCCGCGUCUUCUCCAUGAUCAUCGACGCGUCCGGGGAGUCAGGCCUGACUCAGCUGCUGAUGACUGAGGUCAUGAAGCUGCAGAAGAAGGUGCAGGACCUGACCGCGCUGCUGAGCUCCAAAGAUGACUUCAUCAAGGAGCUGCGGGUGAAGGACAGCCUGCUGCGCAAGCACCAGGAGCGUGUGCAGAGGCUCAAGGAGGAGUGCGAGGCCGGCAGCCGCGAGCUCAAGCGCUGCAAGGAGGAGAACUACGACCUGGCCAUGCGCCUGGCGCACCAGAGUGAGGAGAAGGGCGCCGCGCUCAUGCGGAACCGUGACCUGCAGCUGGAGAUUGACCAGCUCAAGCACAGCCUCAUGAAGGCCGAGGACGACUGCAAGGUGGAGCGCAAGCACACGCUGAAGCUCAGGCACGCCAUGGAGCAGCGGCCCAGCCAGGAGCUGCUGUGGGAGCUGCAGCAGGAGAAGGCCCUGCUCCAGGCCCGGGUGCAGGAGCUGGAGGCCUCCGUCCAGGAGGGGAAGCUGGACAGGAGCAGCCCCUACAUCCAGGUACUGGAGGAGGACUGGCGGCAGGCGCUGCGGGACCACCAGGAGCAGGCCAACACCAUCUUCUCCCUGCGCAAGGACCUCCGCCAGGGCGAGGCCCGACGCCUCCGGUGCAUGGAGGAGAAGGAGAUGUUCGAGCUGCAGUGCCUGGCACUACGUAAGGACUCCAAGAUGUACAAGGACCGCAUCGAGGCCAUCCUGCUGCAGAUGGAGGAGGUCGCCAUUGAGCGGGACCAGGCCAUAGCCACGCGGGAGGAGCUGCACGCACAGCACGCCCGGGGCCUGCAGGAGAAGGACGCGCUGCGCAAGCAGGUGCGGGAGCUGGGCGAGAAGGCGGAUGAGCUGCAGCUGCAGGUGUUCCAGUGUGAGGCGCAGCUACUGGCCGUGGAGGGCAGGCUCAGGCGGCAGCAGCUGGAGACGCUCGUCCUGAGCUCCGACCUGGAAGAUGGCUCACCCAGGAGGUCCCAGGAGCUCUCACUCCCCCAGGACCUGGAGGACACCCAGCUCUCAGACAAAGGCUGCCUUGCCGGCGGGGGGAGCCCGAAACAGCCCUUUGCAGCUCUGCACCAGGAGCAGGUUUUGCGGAACCCCCAUGACGCAGGCCUGAGCAGCGGGGAGCCGCCCGAGAAGGAGCGGCGGCGCCUCAAAGAGAGUUUUGAGAACUACCGCAGGAAGCGCGCCCUCAGGAAGAUGCAGAAAGGAUGGCGGCAGGGGGAGGAGGACCGGGAGAACACCACGGGCAGCGACAACACCGACACUGAGGGCUCCUAGCCGCAGCAGCGCAGGCCCCGACCAGGGCACACCCACCGGCCCGGCCUCCUGCCACCCGGGGGUGCCGACGCCCUGGGGCGCAGACUUCCCCGAGCCGUCGCUGACUUGGCCUGGAACGAGGAAUCUGGUGCCCUGAAAGGCCCAGCCGGACUGCCGGGCAUUGGGGCCGUUUGUUAAGCGGCACUCAUUUUGCGGAGGCCAUGCGGGUGCUCACCACCCCCAUGCACACGCCAUCUGUGUAACUUCAGGAUCUGUUCUGUUUCACCAUGUAACACACAAUACAUGCAUGCAUUGUAUUAGUGUUAGAAAACACAGCUGCGUAAAUAAACAGCACGGGUGACCCGCA